Messenger RNA from Pleurotus ostreatus (oyster mushroom), 813 nucleotides. RefSeq lists its product as uncharacterized. The transcript is spliced from 3 exons. The coding region runs from base 1 to 813 and encodes 270 amino acids. Lineage: Eukaryota; Fungi; Basidiomycota; Agaricomycetes; Agaricales; Pleurotaceae. The record is from RefSeq and is a predicted model, not a curated record.
AUGGUCGGAUACGCCUACCCCUCCUCCACCGUCCUGGUCGCAGCUCUCGCCAUCAUCACGCACGCUACUCCCAUAUAUGCCACCCCCUUGUCUGCGCCAAACGCCCAUGCUAAUGCUCACGAGGCUUCGCACCCCCGCGACGGUGGCGAUCAGCGACUUGCACUGGAUCUUGAGGCUCGUGCCCUCUCCAUGAAGCACGUCAUGGGAUCCGCUGCGAUGGCAGCCGCCCUCCAGCCGGUUAUCAAUUAUUUCGUCAACCCUCCUAAGAAAGAAGAGCCCAAGAAGGAAAAAGAGCAGCAGCAAAAGCGAGAUAUCGUCGACGGGGCUGAAGAUCCUUUGUUCCCACGCGCAUUUCCUGACAACUUCGAGGACGGUAACGGGUCCCUCGAGCGGCGCCUUGACUGGAAAUCUGCGGGCAAAUACUACGGCCCCGGACUCUUGGGUGCUGCGCUCACGCCUAUGUUCACGCAUGUUCUGAACCACGUGGCCGGGCGUUCUUUGGACGACGAAAAGUCGGGACUGAGCGGCGAGGAUAUGAAGGAAAUCGUUGCGCGUGCGCUCGAAUCACUCCAGGACCUAGAAAACGUCGGCCGCCUCGAAGCUCGUACCACGCCUCCCCGAACGGGCAUGUCCGCGAAGACAAAAGACCGCCUCAUGACGUGGGGUCCUGCGGCCCUGGGGGGGUUGGUAUACCCCGUGGCGUCACUAAUCAUGGACAAGGUGCGAGCGGGGCAGGAUAGUAAGGAGAAGAGGGAGUUGAAUGAGAUGUUUGCUCGUAUGCUGAUUGAGGGUGGGUUGGAUUCACUUGAUUAG